GCUGCGGGCUAGGGGAGGGCGCGGCGGUGGCAGCCUGCGCCCGCGGGAGGAAGCCGCGCCGAGAGCCGGCACCAUGAACCGCUUCAAGGCGUCUCGGUUCCGGCACGCGGCGGCCAAGCCGGCCCGCAAGGAGGCCUGGAUCAAGGAUAUCCGAGCCGGCUCCGCCACCUCCUGUGGAAAUCACAUCAAGUCCAGCUGCUGCUUGAUAGCAUUUAAUACUGACUCAGCAGGUGUGUUGGGCAUCGUGCCACUGGAGAGCCAGGAUAGAGGGAAGAGGGCUGUGUCCCAGCUGUGCUGCCAUUCAGACGUGGUGACGGAUUUUGACUUUUCUCCAUUCGACGCGCUCCUGCUGGCGACAGGCUCUGCCGAUGAAACCGUGAAGGUGUGGCGCCUGUCUGAGAGUGGCCAGGACCUGCCCUCCUGCCCUGGAAUGACUCUGGGGCCGGCAGGAUGCCAGGUGGAGACACUCCAGUUCCACCCGACAGCGGAUGGCAUACUGGUGAACGGAGCUGGGAGAACGGCAAAGGUCUGGGAUGUGGCCCAGCAGAAACCCCUGACAGCACUGGAACCUCACGGCGACCUGAUCCAGAGUGUGGCCUGGAAACAAGAUGGUGCCCUCCUCGGCACCUCCUCUAAGGAUAAGAAGCUGCGGAUCUUUGACCCAAGGACCAAGCCAGCUGCAGCCCAGAGCAUCCAGGGUCACGCAAACAACAAGGAUUCCAGGCUGCUCUGGAUGAACGCCAGCGAUUAUGUUCUCUCCGUAGGAUUCAGCCAGAUGAGGGAGCGUGAGGUAAAGCUGUGGGACACACGGCGAUUCAGCAGCUCGCUUGUCUCCAUCACGCUGGACACCUCCCCAGGGGCGGCGAUCCCACUCUGGGACCCUGACACUGGGCUCUUGGUGGUGGCUGGAAAGGGUGAAAAUCUCCUGUACUGCUUUGAAGUGUGCCCCUCGCUGCCAGCUCUGAUGCCAGUGACCCAGUAUCUGACGGAGGGCAAAGCCAAGGGCGCCACCCUGGUGCCAAAGCGGGCGCUGGACGUCAUGUCCUGCGAGGUGCUCAGAGUCCUGCAGCUGACAGAUAGCUUCAUUAUUCCCAUCAGCUACACGGUGCCCCGCAAGUCCUUGCAGGAGUUCCAUGAAGAUCUGUUCCCAGACUCCACUGGGCCCGUCCCCGCGGUGUCAGCACAGGGCUGGUGGGCAGGGGACAACAAGCAGGUGGAGAAGAUGAGCCUGAACCCCGCCCACAGGCCGCGGGAGACCUUCACCUCCUGCCUGUUUCCUCCUGCCCGGCGUGAGGAGCCCGCACCACCCGCUGCCCAGCAUCUCGCCGCCCGCUCUGGGGACGUGGACAGGAGCGAAGGCAGCAGCCUCUCAUCUCCCCCCAGCUCCAUGAGCUCUCCCUCCAGCUCAGCCCCAUCUCUCUCCACCACCAGCCCCAGUCAGAAGUCCCUGCAGAGCAUUCUGGGGCCCAGCUCCAAGUUCCGUCAUGCCCUGGGGACACUGCUGCCCCGCGGCACCCACAUCACCAACCUCAAGGGGCUGAACCUCACCACGCCAGGGGAGAGCGACGGCAUCUGCGCCAACCGGCUGCGUGUCGCCGUCCCACUGCUGUCAGCAGGCGGGCAGAUCGCCGUGCUGGAGCUCUCCAAGCCAGGCCGGCUCCCCGACACGUCCGUGCCCACCAUUGAGAAUGGGACGCCGGUCGCAGACUUCUGCUGGGACCCCUUUGACCUGCAGCGCCUCGCAGUCGCUGGUGAUGAUGCCAAGAUCCGACUGUGGCGAAUCCCCCCUGGAGGGCUGCAGGAGAUGCUGCUGGAGCCUGAGGCUGUGCUCAGAGGUCACACGGAGAAGAUCUACUCCCUCAAAUUCCACCCCCUGGCUGCAGACAUACUGGCUUCCUCCUCCUAUGACAUGAGCGUGCGGAUCUGGGACCUGCAGGCGGGCAGGGAGAAGCUGUGCCUGAGGGGGCACCGAGACCAGAUCCUCAGCCUGGCUUGGAGUCCGGAUGGCCGGAAGCUGGCCACAGUCAGCAAGGAUGGCAGAGUGCGGGUCUAUGUGCCCCGCCAGUCCCUGGAGCCCGAGCAGGUGAGGGGUCGGUCGCUUCCUCCUGGGGGGUGGAGGGGAGGGCAUGACGGAGCCAGGGCUGUGGGGGGACCAGGAGGGAGUUCGCUGCGGGGCACAGGGGUCCCUGGGGGGGUGUUUGGCCAGCAGCAGCGGGAGUGGGCUACAAUGUGCUCUGCUCUGCCCAGCCAGUCAUGUGCUCCCACUCCUGGCUCCCAGUCCUGCCCCGAAUUUGCCCUGCGCAGCCCAUUCCCCUUUGUCACCGGCCAGGGUCGAGGCAGCUGUACAGGAAGUGUUGGGGGCAUAGGCUGGGGAGUCACGGGUCUUUCCCCCCAACAGGAAGGCCCUGGCCCUGAGGGCGGGCGAGGUGCACGGCUGGUCUGGGUCUGUGGUGGCCGCUAUCUGCUGGUGUCUGGCUUUGACAGCCGCAGCGAGCGCCAGCUGUACCUGUCUGAUGCAGCGUCCCUGGCAGCCGGGCCCCUGGCGGUGUUGAGCAUCGACACAGCUCCCUCCACCCUCAUCCCCUUCUACGACCCGGACACCAGCGUGGUCUUCCUCACCGGCAAGGGCGACACAAGAGUCUUUGUCUACGAGGUGGUCCCCGAGGCGCCCUUCUUCCUGGAGUGCAACAGCUUCACUUCCAGCGACCCACACAAGGGCUUUGUGUUCCUGCCCAAGACGGAGUGUGAUGUGCGGGAGGUGGACUUUGCCAGGGCUCUGCGCCUGAGGCAGAACUCCAUCGAGCCGGUCGCCUUCAGGGUCCCCAGAGUCAAGAAGGACUAUUUCCAGGACGACAUCUACCCGGCCACUGCAGUGUGCUGGGAGCCGGCCCUCCCCGCCGCGGCCUGGUGUGCGGGCACCGAUGGGCAGCACCGCACCAUCAGCCUGCAGCCCCGGGACAUGACGCCAGUGAGUGCAGCCCCACAGGAUGUGCCGUCCCGGAAGUACGUCCCGGCCUCAGUCUACCUGGAGGAGAAGUCUGACGAGCAGAAGAAGGAGGAGCUGCUGAGCGCGAUGGUGGCCAAGUUGGGUAACCGGGACGACCCCCUGCCGCAGGAAUCCUUCGAAGGGGUGGAUGAAGCGGAAUGGGACUAGCCCUGGAGGGGCAACUCCUGUCUCCUGGGACCGCAAUCUCCUCCGUGCCAAUGCUGCUGGCUCCCCACUUCCCUGCCUGGCCUUCACAGCCCCCAUGCUGAGGCCUUGCCUUUCGCUGGACUGUGCCCACACCCCAGGGCUUCGCUGCUCCCCAAUCCAGCACCGAUCUCCCUGGAGGGCCUCAGGCCCAGCCCAGGCCCUUUCCCAAAGAGCCCGGGAAGCCGGCUCUGCACCGGGCUCUGCUUUGUUACCUAAGGGCUAACGGACUGAGUGAGCCAGAUCCUGCCAGCUUCGCCAGGCUGCACUCUCCUCUCCGUGUGGGGUCUGGCGGGGCUAUGGACUCUCUGCUGACCACUGUGCAGCCGGGCUGGGGCUGGCCAUGCUGCCUGCGGCUUCGGCCAGGAGUUUAUACCCUCUGCCCGUUGGACCAGCGGGCUCCUCCAGGCACCUCAAAUCACCCAUCCUCAAGCAGAGCUGCUCGUCGGUCGGCUGACGUCCACGUUGUACUUGGGCCCCAGCCGAUGGCACUGUGGUGGUAACCACCGCGGGCAAGGACAGAGCCACCCUGGGGGCUGCAAGGCUGGGGAAGCAAAGGGCCGUGGGGAGCUGGGGAUGCCACCGUGGGAUCUGGCCUUUCAUAACCACCAACCCUCCCUGUUCUCGCAACACAAGCUCUUUGGCCCAACUGAGCGUGGCCCCCAAGCAAGGGUGCGGCCUGCAGCACCUCCUUCAGGCCAGCUCUGCUCACAACGCACAGGUUUUAGGGGUCUGAUACCCAGGGCUGCAGGUGCCUUGAACACCUCCACAAGUCUACUCCAGAGCACUUGCACGUGCCUCACGCUUCUUUCAGGCUGCGGGGAGCAAGGGCCAGAGGCUGGAAUCACUGCGGCACAGUGUACACCAAGUGCCUUCUCAGUGAUCGGCUGUCGCCCCUGGCUCACUGGCACCUGUCGAUCCACUGCAGGGGCCUGGCCCGAGAUUGUUCUUCAGUUCAGAACUGAAGGCGAAGUCACACUUGUUCUGUUUCCUGUCUGGCAGACAUUCAAAGCACAAGCCUUCCCAAGAGGGGCACCACACCCUGGCCUCGAGGGCUGCCUGUCUGGAGGGUGGGCAAGAGUCGCUGGUGGGUAGCCUUGGCAGAGAGCAGGGAUGGAACAGGCCUGGAGCUCAGCACUGUGGUUCAGGAACCCAAGGGUACCCGGCCUGUGUGGCACUGCCAGCCCAGGCCUGGGCCCAGCCCCAGUCCCAGCAGAGCUUCCACUGCAACCCCACUGGCACGCCUCUGGAGCCUUCCCUCUACCCCAGGCUGGGCUUGGGGCACAGGCUUUUCCUGCAGGUGGGCAGUGCCCUCUUGGUUACAACUCGGACUCAAGUUCCAGGUGCUAUUGCUGAUUUCCCUCUGACCCUGGCAUUUAGUGCAGCGCCCCCAUCAGCUCAGGCAGGCGGUACCCAGAGAUGCUUGCCCUGCUGCUCGUGGGGUACCCAGUCUGGACGCCUCCAGGCCUGCCAGGCUGGCAUCCUUCCCCAGCAUUACAUUCGCUCUGCGCAAUAUUUCACCAACAGUGUGAGCCUUUAGCCCACCUAGGCGGUGUCUAGCAGAGAGUGUGUGAUGUCACCCGGUAUGUGACCUGCUUGGGCGGAGGGGGAAUGUUCUCUUAGGGUGAAAGAGCAGAGCCUAGCUACCCUGAGCCAAGACCCACAGCUGCCCAGCCCUUCCUGGAGAGCCUGGCACCGCAAGGGGCAUUGCCUUGCCAACAAGCCCAAGUGCCAGAGCAGGGCUGGGGCUGUGCUUUGUAAGGCCUGGGAGCCUGGGCGUGGGGACUCAGUGGGGGCCCGCUGGAAGAGGACAAAUGCCAGCAACCCAAUGGAGAGGAGGGAGGGGGUUUCUGAAAUGGUGCCAUGAGUUUUAAUAAAAAACGGUACUUUAAAAAAAACAAACGGAGGCAGCAAAUCCCUGAAAGGCAGCAUGGCAGGCAAAGCAUCCUCCUUCUCCAGGGCUGUGGGGGGAUGGAUUCUCACACCUGCCUCUUGGCUGGCUGGUGCCGCAGCUCCCUGUCGGUGCUGGCCUGUGGCCAACUCCCACUUGCCCAUCAUCUGGCUGUCUUUGCAGCCUAGCUCACGGGCUGCGGCUGCUGUCACUGGGAGGGCCAAGCCCAAUGCAGGCAGCCAGUGUGGGCAGGGAGUCCCUGAACCACUGCAGCCAACUGUGCCUUCUCCUCUCGGACCCAGUGCUCCUGUGGGUGAGCCUUAGCGCUCACCACCACUGUUGUGGCCAGUGGAGGUGCCUCCCAGGGCUCUGCCAGCCGUCCAUUUUCCUUGGUGGGGUACAGGGGUGCAGUGGUGGUACACCCCAGACCCUGAGCCCAGCGCAUUGUCUUGCAGCCAGCAGUUUUCAGUGCCGGGCACCCGCAGCUCCCACUAAGCGCAUCACUGACGCUCCGGCCUGGCCCGCUUGGAGCCUGCAGGGGCUGCGUUCACAGCUCCGGACUCCCUGCAGCUUGGGAGAUGGCUGCCCCUGGUGCAGCUGGGAGACGUUGGGAGUUGCAGCUGUGCUACGCCUGGGGCGGGGGGGGGGGUGGAGGGAGGGAAGGCUGUGCCCUCAUGGAGGUGACCCAAAACAUGGAGAGGAUUGAGUUCAGAUGCAAGGCCCUGAGGGAAGGGAACUGCCAUUGCCACGGGGUAACUGGCUCCCUGUUGUUCUAGUGACUCCUAUUGCACUGGGUAUGGGUGGGAGGCAGGCAGCAAGGGCAACCUACGAAAGCCCACCCCCCUUGGCUGAUCAUUUGAAGUCUGGGUUUGUUGCGAUUUGGAACCAAACCUAAACAUGUUGAAAUUGGCCAUUCAAGGGCCUGGAGGUCUGGCUCAGCGCUCGUUCACCGGUCUAGCUGCCCCAGAGCCACAGCUGGAGUCACCAACGUGGGAGCUCUGGGGUCUCCAACUCUGUUGAGUUGGUGGGCGGCCCCAGAGCUGGGGCGCCUGCCAGGGGUUCCAGGCUCGUCUCCCUGCCUGGCAG
Messenger RNA from Dermochelys coriacea (leatherback sea turtle), 6167 nucleotides. It is a transcript of the gene CORO7, whose product is annotated as coronin 7. The transcript is spliced from 27 exons. The record is from RefSeq and is a predicted model, not a curated record. The coding region runs from base 74 to 3154 and encodes 1026 amino acids. Lineage: Eukaryota; Metazoa; Chordata; Testudines; Dermochelyidae. Gene Ontology annotation, molecular function: protein binding.